AUGUCGAGGUUAACGACGCUGAAAUACCGCGAAACCUUUCGGAUCUCUGUGAAUGGCCGGGUUCUAGCUGCCUGUCCAUAUCCUGCCGGAUCUCAUCUCGGAAGUGCUUUUUGGACACUCCACUGUGGGAGUUUGUCAGCAGUGUAUUUGGUCGAUGGUACAAUGCGACGUGGGAGAUAUUUAGAUGGCGUGGAAGUGGACCGGCUUCGACCUUUGUGCAGAGGCUCAGCCCAGCGCUGGGACGUGCUCGUGACGGCGCCCGUGCCAUCCAUGGGCUUGCCUCUUCCACACGGAGCUCAUCACAAAGCCAAGCCAUCCACGUCCAAGGCCAUAUCAGUUGCCCGGACAGUGCGAGAGCAGUGCUUCUUGGAGGAGACUAUUACGGCGCUUCGAAAGGGUGGCAGCGUCCUAAUCCCGGCCGAUGUAGCCGGGUGGAUUUCCGAGGCCUUGCUUCUAUUUGAAGCAGCUUGGGGGCAAGAUCGACAGCUCAGCAGCUAUCCCAUUUGCUGGCUCUCUUCUGUUGGAGACAUGGUGCUGGACCAGGCAGCC
Messenger RNA from Durusdinium trenchii, 549 nucleotides. The record is from the annotation of a GenBank genome assembly. NCBI's taxonomy places the organism in Eukaryota, Dinophyceae, Suessiales, Symbiodiniaceae.